AUGCUCGCAAGGGUGGGGAUCCCCAAUCGAGCACCCAAUCGCUCCUCCACUGCAGCAGCAGUCCGCGCAGCUGACUGUGCCACUCCUUCCCUCCACCCUCCCCCUCCCCCUCUCCCUUCCCCUCUCCCUUCCCCCCUGCCUCCCCCUCCUCUUCCCCCCUCCCCCUCCCCCUCCCCCUCCCCCUCCUCCGCCCGCUCCCCCAGUGCCCCCGGCGCCCAUGGCUUGGCUGUGCGAGACAAAGCGAGCGCCCAGGCCCAGCCUGAGAGGAGGGGGCAAAGGAGGGGAUGCGGGGAGGAGAUGGGGGGGGAUGGGAGGGAAGAGGGGAUGGGGCGAGGGAUGAGUUUUGAGUCGACUUAA
This is a messenger RNA of Closterium sp. Yama58-4, 357 nucleotides long. The record is from the annotation of a GenBank genome assembly. Lineage: Eukaryota; Viridiplantae; Streptophyta; Zygnematophyceae; Desmidiales; Closteriaceae.